Candida tropicalis MYA-3404 is the source of this 2961-nucleotide messenger RNA. RefSeq names its product importin-alpha export receptor. Lineage: Eukaryota; Fungi; Ascomycota; Pichiomycetes; Serinales; Debaryomycetaceae. Gene Ontology annotation, cellular component: nuclear envelope; cytosol. Bases 1 to 2961 code for a protein of 986 amino acids. The transcript has a single exon. Gene Ontology annotation, molecular function: small GTPase binding; nuclear export signal receptor activity. The record is from RefSeq and is a predicted model, not a curated record. Gene Ontology annotation, biological process: protein import into nucleus; protein export from nucleus.
AUGUCUCAACAAAACAGUUUAGAAACAAUUCCAACAAUAUUGGAACAAUCUUUACAUCCCCAAUUCUCAAAUCAAGCUGAUAAAACUUUAAAAUCAAUUGAGAAUGAACCGGGUUUCAGUAUAAACUUAUUACAUGUGAUUGCAUCAACUAAUUUACAGCAAUCUGUUAGAUUGGCUGGAGCAUUAUAUUUUAAAAACUUAAUUAAACGAAAAUGGUUAAGUGCAGAUGGAGUCAACUAUUUAUUACCAUUAGAUGAUGUAAACAAAAUCAAAUCAGAAAUUUUAGAUAUUAUGAUUCAAUUACCAAAUCAAUUACAAGUUCAAAUUGGUGAAGCUAUUACUUUAAUUGCUGAGCUGGAUUUCCCUCAUAAUUGGCCAAAUUUAAUUGAUAAUUUAGUUACUAAAUUAUCUUUAACUGAUUUUGUAAACAAUAAAGCUAUUUUAUUGGUUUCACAUCUGAUUUUUAAAAAAUGGCGUCCAUUAUUUCGUUCUGAUGAAUUGUUUUUGGAAAUUAAAUUAGUAUUGGAGAAAUUUGUUGAACCAUUUUUGAAAUUAUUUACUGAAUUGGAUGGUUUAAUCGAGAAAUCUGGCGAGAAUGAAGCCCAAUUAACCAUCUAUUUUGAGAAUUUAUUAUUAUUAAUGCAAAUUUAUUAUGAUUUUAAUUGUCAAGAUAUUCCUGAAUUUUUUGAAGAUCAUAUGAAUGAAUUAAUGAGUAUUGUUCAUAAAUAUUUAGUUUAUGAAAACCCAUUGUUGAAAAAAUCCGAUGAAGAUGAAGAAAUCAAUGUUUUAAUUAAAGUUAAAACUUCCAUUGUUGAAUUAUUAAGUCUUUAUGUAACAAGAUAUGCCGAUAUUUUCCAACCUUUAAUUCAAACAUUUAUCACAUCAGUUUGGGAAUUGGUUAACAAUUAUGUUACUAAACAACCUAAAUAUGAUUUAUUAGUGGUCAAAUCAUUGCAAUUUUUAACUUCGGUUAUCAAGAUUCCAGAAUAUCAAUCCCUUUUCCAACAAGAAAAUUCCAUUAAUGAAAUUAUAGAAAAAAUCAUAUUGCCAAAUAUUUAUUUCCGAGAAAAUGAUGAAGAAACAUUUGAAGAUGAACCAAUUGUUUAUGUUCGUUCUGAUUUGGAAGGGUCUGAUUUUGACUCAAGAAGAAAAAGUGCCACUGAUUUCUUGCGUGAAUUGAAGGAAUUAAAUAGUGAAUUACUUACCAAUGUGGUUAUGAAAUAUGUGAAUCAAUUUUUAAGUCUUUCAGGAAAUGAUUGGAGAAAUAAAGAUACGGCAAUUUAUUUGUUUAGUUCAUUAGCCACCAAAGGUAGUGUAACUAAUAUUGGUGUUACCAGCACUAAUGUAUUGGUUGAUGUUGUCAAGUUCUUUUCUGACAAUAUUGCUAGUGAUUUAGAUUCAACUGCCAGUGUCAAUCCAAUAUUACAAGUUGAUGCUAUUAAGUAUAUCUACAUUUUCAGAAACCAAUUAACUAAGGAACAAUUAUUGAUGACUAUACCAAGAUUGAUUAGUCAUCUUAAUGUUAAAUCAAACCCAGUGGUUUACACUUAUUCAGCAAUCACCAUAGAGAAAUUAUUAUCCAUGACCAACUUUAACCAAGAUCAUGCUCCAGUUUUCAAUAAACAUGAUAUUCAACCAUUUAUCACUGAAUUAAUUACCAAUUUGUUCAACCUUAUAUUAAUGAACAACUCAUCUCCAGAGAAGUUAGCUGAAAAUGAAUUCUUAAUGAAAGGUAUCAUGAGAGUUUUGAACACUAGUGAAGAUAUAUUACAAGAUAGAUUACCAAUUAUUGAACAAUUGUUAUCCAUUUUGAAAAUUACUGCUAAAAAUCCAUCAAAUCCUAAAUUUUCCCAUUAUAUUUUUGAAAGUUUGGGUUUGUUAAUCAAAUUCGGUAUUAAUGAUAAUAAUGCUGACCAAUAUAUACAAUCCAUCAUUCCUGCAUUAUUGGACAUUUUAAGUGAAGAUGUUCAAGAAUUUGUACCAUAUACAUUCCAAAUUUUGGCAUUUUUGUUAGAAAGUUAUCCAAAACAACAAGGAUUACCAGAAACGUACAAGAAUUUGAUUCAACCAUUGUUAUCACCAUCAGUAUGGCAAUUUAGAGGUAAUAUUCCUGGUAUAACUAGAUUAUUGAUUGCUAUUUUGGAACAUGAUCCAAGUACAUUUGUAAGUGGAGGUGUACAAACAUUGACUCCAUUGUUGGGUGUUUUCCAAAAUUUGUUGGCUAGUAAAGUUAAUGAUGGAUAUGGGUUUGAUUUAGUACAAUCCAUUAUGUUGAAUAUUCCAAUGCAAUCUUUGCAACCAUUUUUGUCCAAUAUUGCCAGAUUGAUGUUGACAAGAUUACAAAAAUCAAGAACUGAAAAAUAUGUCAAGAGAUUUAUUGUAUUUUUAAGUAUUUUGGCUAGUGUUUCCUUAAGUUCCGAUAUCAAAACUGUUAAUCAGAAUAUCUUGAAUGGUGAUUUUGUUAUUAAUUUCUUGGAAUCUGUUCAACAAGGUCUUUUCCAACAAAUCUUGACAUCGUUCAUCUUACCUACAUCGUCAACUUUGGCUAAUUUACAAGAUAAAAAGAUUGUCAAUGUUGGUAUUUCUCAGUUGUUGGUUUCUUCAUUAUACACUGCUCAAGUGCCUACAAUUGAAGUGUUGGCAAAGAACUUGAAAUCAUAUGAAGGUAUAUCUAAAAGCAUAGGUGGAACUACUGCCGUCGGUGGUGGUAAUGGUAUUGCUCCAAUUAUUUCAAAUCAACCAUUGAAUGAAUUAGAUAUAGAAUUAAAUGCAUUUGGAUCACAUUUUUCAAGAAUUGUAUCAAUAACUAAUUCAGCAUUUGAUCCAUUAAGUAAUAUCAAGAAUAAUGAUUUUGAAUCUAUUAAAUCAGUAAUUUUAACCAACAUUAAAAAGGUGGAUAUGAAUUAUUUACAUCAAUUGAGUCCUGAAACUCAGGAAAUAUUGAAGAAUUUGGGUUUUUAA